Molecule: messenger RNA, 3248 nt
Organism: Ipomoea nil (Japanese morning glory)
Lineage: Eukaryota; Viridiplantae; Streptophyta; Magnoliopsida; Solanales; Convolvulaceae
Product: EIN3-binding F-box protein 1-like
Exons: 2
Coding region: 388-2388 (666 amino acids)
Biological process (GO): SCF-dependent proteasomal ubiquitin-dependent protein catabolic process
Cellular component (GO): SCF ubiquitin ligase complex
Molecular function (GO): protein binding
Source: RefSeq, a predicted model, not a curated record
ACACCUUCACACAAAGAUGCAAACAAAAGAUGAUACAUACAUAAAGAUAAUGCCACAUUGCCACCCACCAAAAGUCUAUACAUACAUUGUAUAAACACACCUUCACCCAUUUUUCCUAUACCCAUUACCCCCCACCGCCCCUCACCUUCACCAAUUUGCUUUCUUUCUUUCUUUUCUUUUUUUGCCCUGUUUGAUAGGGUUUCUUGAUGACCUCUUGCCUUCCAGCCCUCUGAUGCAUCUAGUUCUUGAAGCUCUACUGAUCAUCAUCAUCAUCGUCGUCACGGUUUUGUUCUUGAUUCAGCCCUCAGUUUUUGCUCUCUUUGGAGGGUUUUUGGGGCUCUUGCCUUUCGGAUUUGAUCUCCCUAGGGUUUUCCAGCUGUUGUACCCAUGUCUAAGCUCCUUGAAUUCAGUGGUGGUGAUGAUUUUUGCCCUAGUCCCAUGGACUCAAUUCUCUUUUUGUCCCUUGGCCAUCAAGUGGAUGUGUAUUUUCCUUCUCGCAAGAGGUCUCGCAUCAAUGCUCCCUUUGUAUUUAGUGGAGAAAAAGUCGACGAGAAGAAACAGGCUUCGAUUGAAGUCCUCCCCGAUGAAUGUCUCUUUGAGAUUUUCAGACGUCUUCCGGUUGGAGGGCAGGAGAGGAGUGCCUGUGCUGGUGUUUCCAAGCGGUGGCUUAUGCUUUUAAGUACAAUCUGCAGAGAUGAACUCUCAACCAUCAAAAGCGGUGAGGCUUCAGAGCCCGAGGAAGGGGACAAUGCCACCGCUAUGCAACCUGAGCUCAUCAAGUCUGAUAAGAAGGACGGGUUUGUUCAAUCUAAUGUUUCUGAAGUUCAAGAUAACGAGGAAGGCGAUGGAUUUCUUUCCAGGUGCCUUGAUGGGAAGAAGGCUACAGAUGUCAGACUUGCUGCUAUUGCUGUUGGAACUGCAAGGCGGGGAGGAUUGGGGAAGCUAUCUAUUAGAGGAAACAACUCCUUCCGUGGUGUGACCGAUUCUGGCCUCAAGGCAAUUGGUCGAGGCUGUCCUUCUCUCAGGGCUCUUUCUCUCUGGAACAUUUCAUCCAUAAGUGAUGAAGGUUUAUUCGAGAUUGCAAGUGGGUGCCAUCAGCUAGAGAAGCUCGACCUUUGCCAAUGCCCGGGAAUUACUGAUAAAUCGUUGAUGGCCAUUGCAAAAAGCUGCCCCAAUCUCGCUUCGGUAACUAUAGAAUCUUGUUUGAAAAUUGGGAACGAAAGCCUGCAAGCUUUUGGCAAAUACUGCCCCAACUUGAAGUUUAUUACACUGAAGAACUGCCCCCUCGUCGGGGAUCAAGGAAUUGCGAGUCUUUUCUCAUCAGCCGGUAACCAUCUUAUGAAGGUCAAGCUCCAGUCGUUGAACAUCAGUGACAUCUCUCUAGCUGUUAUUGGACAUUAUGGUGUUGCGUUGACUGACCUAGCCCUAAUUAAUCUUCAAAACAUAAACGAGAGGGGCUUCUGGGUCAUGGGUUCCGGUCAAGGUUUACACAAGUUGAGGUCCCUCGUGAUAACCGCUUGCCAAGGAGUUACGGAUUUGGGGAUUGAAGCUGUCAGUAAAGGCUGCCCAAACGUGAAACAACUUUGCCUCCGAAAAUGUACUCUUCUGUCUGACAAUGGUGUGGUUUCUUUCGUUAAAGCUGCAGAGUCAAUUGAGAGCCUGCAGUUAGAGGAAUGCCACCGGAUCAGCCAGGCAGGGGUUUUCGGUAUUCUUGUACACUCUGCUGGGAAACUGAAGGCUCUUGCUUUCGAGAACUGUUUUGGAAUGAAGGAUUUGGCAUUUGGGGUUCCGGCAUUGCCUCCUUGCAAUUCUCUAAGAUCUUUGUCAAUUUGUAACUGCACUGGAUUCGGUGAUGCUAGCUUGGUCGUUUUGAGUCGACUUUGCCCUAACCUCGUGCAUUUGAACCUCAGUGGCCUUAAUGGCGUUACCGAUUACGGGCUUCUCCCCUUUGUCCAGAGCUGCGAUGCCGGUUUAGUCAAGGUGAAUCUAAGUGGAUGCAUUAAUGUAACGGACAAAACAAUUUCAGCCAUUGCUAAACUACACGGGGAGACUCUCGAGCUGCUCAAUCUUAACGGUUGUGGAUGCGUUACCGAUGCAAGUUUAGCCGCAAUUGCAGACUAUUGCUCAGUUCUGCGCGAUCUUGAUAUUUCCAAAUCUCGAGUCUCUGAUUUUGGUAUUGCAGCAUUAGCCGGUGGCAGUGCGAUUCAGUUUAGCUUGCAAAUCCUUUCGCUAUCGGGGUGUGUUUUGGCAUCCGACAAGUGCUUGCCUUACUUGCAUAAGUUGGGCAAUAGCCUUGCGGGCUUGAACAUACAGAAUUGCGUUGGAAUCAGCCACCGCGGGGUUGAUUUGCUCGUGGAAAGACUCUGGAGGUGCGAUAUCCUCUCGUGAACCUAAUCGGCCGUUCGAGUUUGGGGUAUCUGAAGUAGUGUCUGUUGUCCAGUUAUGUUCUCGGUUUGUAGUUUACUUUUUGGGUCCAUCGUGGGUUCUCGUGGUCUGGUGUGUCAGCUCCUCUUUUUCCAGCGAGCAUGGCUGUUUUUCAAAUUUUUUGCAGCUUCCACAAGCUGUUUCGAGAAUUUUUUUCUCUGGGUCUCGCCCGGGGAGUCUCAUUCUCCACAGCCAUUCUUCCCUGAGAAUACAGAUGCUGGCAUUCUGGAUCAAAGAUUCUUGAUGGUCUUCGUCAGGUACUAGCUUACAUUCAACCAAAAAAAAAAAAAAAGAAAAAAAGAAAACGAAGAAAAAAGAAAAAAAAAAAAAAAAAAGGUUUUUAGCUUCUAGCCUUGCAAUGGUUGUGUAACAAUGUUAGGCUAAGGUUGUGUUUAAGGUUAUCUAGUUUGUCGAGGUGUGUUAACUUCCUAGUUUGAUGUCGACUCUUGCACGUGGUCGAGCCUUUUGGGUCGUUCGCGUGUUGGUUUGGGUCGUUGUUGGUCGGUCGAUCGCUUGUUCCAUCCUCGAUCCCGUACCCGCGGUUGCUUUUGGCAGUUCUAGGUCUGAUGCUUCGCUCCCGGGGGCGUUGGCCGGGGCAGCCACUUCUACUUUGUUUGGCUGCCUCAAACAACCUUUUUGGUUGUUUUUUUCUGGUUUUUGCCCAACCCCUAGUUUUGCAAGCAUCUCUUUGUUUAGCUCAACUGUCCCAUGCAACCUUCUUUGUGUUCUAUGUAAUAUUCAUGGAAGUGCUCAUUCUACCUUGUAAGACUUUGAAAAAAAGACCCAAAAAUAUGUAAUAAAUUUAGCUUUAUUAUGUUUGUAUA